CAACGGACAGCACGCAGGAGAGCGGCGGUUCGCGUUUGGGGGGGAAAAUGACAGAAAAAUCCGGAUAAAUGGCGAAGUUUAAGAUGAAAGUCAACCGGCACUGGCUGUUUUUGGUUUUGUUUCUUCCUUUAUCAAGUGUUUUAUGUUUCAGCGAGUUGUCUUUCAUCACAGAGCCCAGUGAUGUUACCUUACUACCAAAGGACCCUGCUGUCUUGGACUGUCAGGCCCAUGGGUUGCCUCCAGUCACCAUCAAGUGGCUGAAGAAUGGAGUUCGGUUGGCAGAAAGUGAGCACAUACAGUUUCUGCCCAACGGCUCCUUGUACAUACCAAAGAUAAAGCAUACCAAGGAGGAUUCAGAUGAAGGAUUCUACCAGUGCCUCUCUCAGAACAAAUAUGGAGCUAUCCUAAGCCAAAGAUCACGUCUGACUAUCGCAAGUAUCUCAGAGUUUGUGUUGCACCCUGUGCCUAUGGUGGUGACUGAGGGCUCAGUGGCACGAUUCUUCUGUGCUGUCACCUCCAGCCCUCCUGCCACCAUCACCUGGGAGCUCAACCAAAGCACAUUACCACUACAAACAGACAGAAUCACAGUGUUGCCCAACGGAGUCCUUCAGAUCCACAAUGUACAAUUGGAAGAUGCUGGGCAGUAUCGAUGUGUAGCAACUAACAUUGGUAGCCGUUUGAAAAGUAGAGAGGCCACUCUGACAGUUAACAAAGGUGUAAGCCCUAAACCCCGCCAGAGGCCCAGAAUCAUUGCUGGACCUCAGAAUGUCACGGUUUCUCUUUACCAAACUGUGGUGCUGGAGUGUGUGGCCACAGGCAAUCCCUGGCCCAUCAUCUCCUGGAGCCGUGCUGACAGUAAACCCAUCGAUGUGUACAACGCCAAAGUGCUGGGCAAUGGAAACCUGGUUAUCACUGAUGUCAAUUCCAAGCACAGUGGAGUCUACCUCUGCAGGGCCACCACCCCUGGAACCCGCAACUACACUAUUGCUGCAGCUAACCUCACAGUUCAAGUGCCUCCAUCCAUCGUUGAGAGGCCCGAGAGUCAGACCCGUCCAAGAGCAGGCACUGCCCGCUUUAUGUGCCAAGCAGAGGGAGUGCCCCCGCCACGCAUCAGCUGGCUUAAGAAUGGGGAAGAGGUUCACUUAAAUGGGAGGAUUAAGAUGUACAACAGUAAAUUGGUGAUAACCCAGAUCAUCCCUGAAGAUGAUGCCAUCUAUCAGUGUAUGGCAGAGAGUGAACAAGGCUCUGUGCUGUCCUUGGCUCGCCUCAUUGUUGUCAUGUCUGAGGACAGGCCCAGUGCACCAAGAAAUAUCCAUGCUGAGACCAUCUCAAGCUCUGCUAUCUUACUGGCCUGGGAGAGACCUCUCUACAAUGCUGACAAAGUCAUCGCCUACUCCAUCCAUUACAUGAAGGCUGAAGGUCUGAACAACGAAGAAUACCAAGUUGUUAUUGGCAACGACACGACCAGUUAUAUCAUCGAUGACCUUGAGCCAGCUCGAAACUACAGCUUUUACAUUGUGGCUUAUAUGCCAAUGGGAGCCAGUCGUAUGUCAGACCAAGUCAGUCAACAUACCCUGGAGGAUGUGCCUUUGCGCACCCCAGAGCUAACUCUGACCAGCCAGAGCUCCACGGAUAUUCAGGUGACUUGGCAGCAGCUGCCCGCGAAGUUGAGCCGUGGCCGGUUGUCUGCAUACAGGUUAUCCUAUCGCACAGCUGCAGACAGCUCUGUCACCUCUUUGGAGUUACCUCAAAACAGCACUGAAUACCUGCUGGAGGGCCUGCAGCCUGAUACCAUCUACCUGCUCCGCAUGGCUGCAGCCACGCGUGUGGGCUGGUGUGAGCCUUCUGCGUGGACCUCGCACCGUACACCUAAGAUCUCCAGCAGCAAAGUGCCUUCAGCCCCUGCUCUUCAACUUGAGCCACUUAACUGCACCUCCAUUGUGGCUCGCUGGCAAACUUCCCCACAAUCUGUGGCCGUCCUGGGUUACCGGCUGUGUUACCAUGAGGAAGGGCAACCAGAACAGCCCACCAUCCAGCUGCAGGCUCAAAACUAUACCUACACCAUCAGUGGCCUUGAUCCAAGAAGGAAGUAUCAUGUCAAGAUUGUGGCUAUGAGUCAAGCUGGAGAGGGCUAUCAGACAGACCAAACUAUUAGUACUCCAGGAUGUGUGUCGGCUAGAGACCAACUGGCAGCAGCCCCUCCGUCUCCAGAUCACGUGACUGUGUUGGCCAACAAUUCAUCUGCAGUGUCCCUGCGCUGGGGCCGACCUGCUUUCCCCUCUGGAAAGGCUGUUAGCUAUACAGUCCGCUGUACACCUGUGGGCACCCACAACGCCUCUGCUAUUCGCUACCUACAAACCACCAAACAAAGCGUGAUGGUUCAGAAUUUGCUUCCAAACACUCGCUAUGAGUUUGUCGUGCGUCUGCAUGUGGACCAGAUGUCGAGUACCUGGAGUUCUGUUGUUUACCAUAUGACUCCACCAGCAGCACCCAGCCAGCCACCUGCUGGAGUGCGAGUAACUCUGAUCGAGGAUGACACUGCUCUGGUGUCGUGGAGGGAGCCCACAGAGCCCAAUGUAGUGGUUACACGCUACACCAUCAUGUACGCUUCACAGAAAGCCUGGAUGGCAGGACGUUGGCAGAUACUGCAGAGGGAGGGAAGCCACACAAUGGCCCUGCUGGAGAAGCUGGAGGCAGGAAAUGUCUACCUAGUGAAAAUCUCUGCCUCCAACCAGGUCGGUGACGGGCCUUUCUCUGACAUUGUGGAGCUGGUACUGAGGCGUGGAAGCAGCCACCGCAGCAAGAACCCCAGACACUCUGACAGCUUCCAGGAUGCAACAGUGUUCUCUGACGGUCUCUACCACAUAGACCAGAGGUCCAUGACGGGGAUCAUUGUUGGCGUGAGCAUCGCCUUGUCCUGUAUUGUUAUGUGUGCCUUAAUCCUCAUCAGUAAAGGCAGACCAAGAAAAUCCUCCAGUCACAAAGUCAUUGCUGUGGGAGCUGCUGACGGGCCACAUGCUGGUUUGUCAGGUGAACACCGUAGAGAAAAUGCAGAGGCCCUUAUUCCCAUGAUCAAUCACCACUUUAUUGACUCCAAGGGUGGAUCCAAUAUGAUCAUUAAUGGCACCGGUCCAGUCAGCAGCAAGCAAAGCAAGAAGUGGCUGCUCUUCAAGAGGGAGCUCAAGAAUCCAGCUGAAAGUGAUGCUGAGCACAGAGCCAGCUUGUAUGAAACUGGCAAAACUGUUUUGAGGUAUGAGGAGCAUUUAGGUUCAGCGCCCCUGCCACCUUCGUCCCGGGAGAUCAUCUACGGACCUUAUCACUCGGAGAGCUCUCAAACAAGUGAGGGCAGCCAGGAGACGGGAGACUCCGGACACUUCUCCAACGAAGAGAGCAACGAAGAGAUGAGCAACCCUUCGACCAGCCAGAGCUCCAGACCCGAAUCUUUUGGGCCAGAUGAUGAUACCGCUGAGCUGAAGAUGUCUUUCAAAGUGGAAAACGAGAAGAUGCUGAACCUUCCCCUCCAUCACUCCGCCCCUGAUGCCACCCGGCUCUGCUGUGCCUCAGAGGGCCCUCACCCCGCCCUGCACACGUCCCAAGCAGUCGGCUCCUGACACCACCCGGCCUAGACCUGCUCUCCAGCAGCCGAAGCUACGCCACUUCUACCUCGUUUGCUUCCUGAGUUGAGCCCCUGGGUUAUUUCCUGAGGCGCAUGGGAUCAGGAAGUCAGCUGCUGCGAAGGACGAAAUGUGCUUCUGCUUCGGAUCUACCUCAGGAUUUUGUAUGAAUGUUUGUUAUAACAUUUUAUUUCCAUUUUUUUUAACCUUCUACCUGUUUGUCCGUGUUUGGCGUUGUCUGUCCUAAACCAAAGCUCACCCAUGAUGAAUGUUAAAAAGAAUGUCAGAAAUGUACUGUGAUACAUUUUCAUUAUAUUUAAUUCCUUUCCACUGGAGCAGAGGGUGUAGUCGGGCCCUUGUGACUGUUUAUCUACCUCCAUGUUCUGUUCUCGUGUAUACAUUACUACCUCCUUUUUUCGCCACAUAUUGUGCAGUAUUAUCUCAGACUCAGGGGACAAGGCGGACACAUUUCAUCUCCAUGUCUUGUUACCUCUGUCGGGGGUGUUAUUAUUUAGAGGUCCUCAUUUUUUAAAUUCUCUGAACUAUUAUUUUCACGGUUGAAAGAGCUUUUGUUUCACAUUAUUUGCCUGUGAAUGAUGUAAGUUGUGAAAAUAACAAGUGCAUUAGAUAUUGUCGAACUACUUGAGCUUUAUCACACAAUAUGGUUUGGCAUUUUCAGUGCACUGACCUCAAAGCUUUAACAUGGCCUUAAUAUCAAAAGGGCUUUGCUUACUAAAGAAGAUGAGAUCCAAAGACGGAAAAAAAUUGUACCCAAAGAGUUUUUGAUAAUACAAUAGAUAUUCUAAGGCAACCAAAAAAUAUAGAGGAUACACCUUAAGGGUGCGUUUGCCAAAAUAUUGUCCUUGCCAAUGAUGUAAAUUUCCUUUAGAACGGUGGUUUGAAUGCUUUUCGCAGUGUAAAUUUUCUUGAUGCUUUAUUCUGGUGAAAGCUUUAGCACAAGUCUCCCCCGGCUUGUGUUCCAUUUGCCUUCUAGACCAUUGCUAAGACGCAGCGGUGAUGCCGAUGCUAUUAUCCAAAGAGUUGUCUCCUUCCUCAGAUGGGUAUAUGGCUUUUCAUUCAGUUGAUCCUUGGUACUAUGAGGUGGAAAUAUGUGACACACGACCAAGGAUGCAGUUUGUGCCGCCAGUGACAGAUGAUGGUGUUUAUACUUUGUUAAGAGAAUCUUCUGUUACCACUCACCAUUAAUGCUGUACGAGGGAGAAUUCUCUUUCUCUCUCCGUAAUAUUUCCUGUCCAGGUGUGACAAUGAAGGAUUCUGACUAUCAAAAUGGAAACCCAAUGUGUGAAGAGCAACAUAAUCAAUUUUUAUAUCUUUGUAAUACAAAUAAUCCUAACCAAAGAAAUUUGAAGUCUCUGUUAUUUAGUGAUUUUCUUUGGUUUUCAUUUACAUUAUUUGCAUUUAAAUGUGAUAUAAUUUCUGAUGGUUUUAACUGCUAGAAAGGCUAUUUUUUUUUAACUUUUUUUUCAAAGCUUGAGAUAUCGAACUGUUCUGCUGUCCUUUUAUCACCAUGAAAUUUUACCUGAACGAUACUUAGGUAGGUUACAUUGGAAAUUUUUAAUUUAGAUUGUCUUUUAAGCAUGAUGUCGUAAACAAAAACGUUUCCCAAUUUUAAUGUGACAUUUUACUAAAUUAAUAAGGCUGGUUUCAAGUUCACUGUCUGUCUGUGUAAUACAUUUAUAUGAAAGGUUCAUUUGAAAGCCACAGAUAAUUUUGCUGACUUAACUCAGGUGCCAAAUGUAGAUUUAGAGUGUAGACUUGAAUUUUAAUAUUUAAGUUAUGGUUUUGUUUUUUUUUAUAUUUCUGCUUUUGAAUACCAAAAUACAUCUUUUAAUCCAAAGUGAGCA
This is a messenger RNA of Epinephelus fuscoguttatus (brown-marbled grouper), 5479 nucleotides long. It is a transcript of the gene prtgb, whose product is annotated as protogenin homolog b (Gallus gallus). Gene Ontology annotation, biological process: cell-cell adhesion; axon guidance. Gene Ontology annotation, cellular component: plasma membrane; axon. NCBI's taxonomy places the organism in Eukaryota, Metazoa, Chordata, Actinopteri, Perciformes, Serranidae. Gene Ontology annotation, molecular function: protein binding. The transcript has 19 exons. The record is from RefSeq and is a predicted model, not a curated record. The coding region runs from base 69 to 3611 and encodes 1180 amino acids.